Messenger RNA from Fonsecaea erecta, 180 nucleotides. RefSeq lists its product as hypothetical. Lineage: Eukaryota; Fungi; Ascomycota; Eurotiomycetes; Chaetothyriales; Herpotrichiellaceae. The transcript is spliced from 2 exons. Bases 1 to 180 code for a protein of 59 amino acids. The record is from RefSeq and is a predicted model, not a curated record.
AUGGGCCUCGCAUGCCAUCAACUUCCCGUAUGCACGACCUUCGAAAGCUCAUCCAAGACGGCUGGGAGCUACGCAUUUGGCAUCAAUGGAGAGACCGAUUUCGUCAACAUCGACCCGGCACAAUCAGACUUUGACCAUGUGAAUCAGAGAGUUCACGGAGGCGGUGGAACUUCAGAGUAG